Messenger RNA from Puntigrus tetrazona (Sumatra barb), 2764 nucleotides. It is a transcript of the gene cntrob, whose product is annotated as centrobin, centrosomal BRCA2 interacting protein. The record is from RefSeq and is a predicted model, not a curated record. Lineage: Eukaryota; Metazoa; Chordata; Actinopteri; Cypriniformes; Cyprinidae. Gene Ontology annotation, biological process: centrosome separation; regulation of cilium assembly; mitotic cytokinetic process. Gene Ontology annotation, cellular component: centrosome; centriole.
AAUUUUGAGCGCAUUUUUCAGCUUCUUUCUUUUGCGUUUUAUAGCGUUAUUAAUUUAAAUGUCUCGCUUUUCCAUAAUUAUCAUUUUACUCGCAGGAUGGGCAAAGCACGUAUAAUAGUUAUUAAAAACAUUCCAAAAUAAUGCCAGCUUUUAUUAUGUUCACCUCGUUGGUUUUAUUUAUUUUGUCUAGACGAGCGCUCUGUGCUUUUAUUAUGUGUUGUGCCGAGGCCGCGGUCUGAUGACGUGUUUCCGCUUCGGCGCGAUUUGAAGCGGGGAAGCAGCGCGAGACGUUCGAACGAACGUGAGAUGACGUCUCUGACCCGAGCUGAUGAUGAUGAUGGUGAUGUUCCCGCUCUCACACGCUCCUGGCCCUCGUCUCCUCUCUCAGCUCUGUCCUCAUCUCGUCAGGUCACCGCACGUCUCUACAGCUCCCUACAGCACAGCCGAGAGCAAGAGGUCAAAGGUCACGUGGCCAGGCAGGUGUCGUUCGCUCUGUCCUCUCCUGAUCUCACUGCUGUCAGGACGACUGUAGCCACACCCACUCUCCUCUCUCAUAGGCUGGAGGACCUCAGCAUGGACUCCACCUCCUCCUCACAUGAUGUGAUUGGCUCAGGAGUGGAGGGGGUGGAGUUAGAGGCAGAUGGAGAGAUGGACCUUCAUCAGCUGACAACUGGCAAGAAGCACAUAGAGGAGAUGGAGAGUGUAAGAACACACUUACAGUCCAUUCUAAGAAACACACCGACAUCAGCAGACAGACACGAUUUUCUGGCCCCAGCAUCGCAGCACUUCCUGGAUGAUUCCCUCGAGAGCGACGUCACAUCACACCUGCUCAGUGCUGGGCUGUCUGUGGGUGGCGUGGAGCAGCUGUUUCCUCGUUAUUCUCGUCUUCACACAGAUGUUAGUGGUGCUGGGUCAGAGCUGCAGGUGCUGAGAGAGAGUCUGGAGCUAGAGAGAGAGCGCCGGAAGGUGUGUGAGCAGCAGGUGGCGUCUCUCCACAGUAAAGUUCUUCAGUUUCAGCAGCAGUUAACACUCGCUGUAGCCGCUGACCGCAAGAAAGACAUCAUGAUCGAACAACUCGACAAGACGCUGGUGAAAGUGGUCGAGGGCUGGAAGAGACAUGAUCAGGAGCGAAACAAGGAGAUGAAACACCUGCAGGAGGAGAAGGAGACAGCAGAGAGAACACGCAACACACACAAACAGGCUCUGUCCCGUGUUGAGCAGAAUCUCUCUCAGGUAGAAGAAAAACUAAACCAGGAGCAGAAACACAAGCAGGAGUUGCAGAAGACCAACAAACACCUGGAGCAGGAGGCGUGUGAGCUGCGUCUGCGUCUGAAGGAGCUCCAGCAGGAGGAGCAGAAGCUGAGCAGAGAUGCAGACAGACUCCGAGAGCAGCUGCUCCAGCUCCAGACGGAGUCACAUGACACACAGACACACACACAGCAGCUCCAGCAGCAGCUCACACACGCCACGCAGCAGCUGCACGCACAUACGGAGCAGGUGAGACAGGAAGUGACCGCUCGAGAAGAGGCCGAGAGCAGGACACGCCAGAUACAGGAAGAGCUGGAGCAGAUCAGGAGAGAGAGAGACACUCUGAGAGUGGACCGAGCGCUGGAGCAGACGCGGUUUGAGGCACAGAAGUCUCGGAUGGAGGCGGAGUUUCGUCUGUCAUUAGAGCGGCAGAUCAAUGAGAGACUGACGACCAUCCAGGAGGAGAACACAACACACAACACACAUCUACGACAACAACACAGGAAGCAGCUGCUGGAUCUGAGUGCUCGGCACGAGCGGGAGCUGGCGGCUCAGCUGGAUGAGUUUAGAACACAGCUACAGGAGAAGGACGACAAGCUGCAGCUUCUCACACACAGCUACCAGCACAAACUGUCAGAGAUGCAGGAAGAGCUGGUUUCCAUGGCGGCGUCCAAAAGGAAGCUGGAGACACAGAGGGAGGAGCUAGUUUCCCGCUUGCAGGGAAUGAUGCGCUCCCAUUGGGCGGAGGCUUUGAGGUUGUUGACCAAUCAGGAGCAGAUGGAGAGUUUCUUAUCACCCGUCCCUCAGUGGGAGGCGUCCAAAGCAUCGUCUUCUCCUCCUAAAGCUGACACGCAGGCGUCAGCUCCGCAGGCCGUGGUCCUGCAUCUGACCAGAGAGAGAGAGAGGAGAGAUCACUCAGAGACGGGACUGUUGAACCUCAGCACUUCAUUCUGUCCACUAGAACCAGUGCUGGAGCACACGGACGUGACGGCGCUCAGUGACUGCAGUGGAUUGUGGGUCAGGCCUGUGUUCUCAGAGAACGAGAGGAGGGAGGAGACGAGAGUCGAUCACAGUCAGACACAUGGCCACGCCCCAGACACACGGACCAAUCACAGCACCAGCACAGAUAGAAGGGGUGGGGCUUCCGGACUCAAAUCAGAGAAGGCCCCGCCCACCAGAGACGAAGCUCCGCCCAGCACGAAUGAAGAAAGACAGAGUGAGCUGCAGUACUAUGUGUCAAAGCUGCUGGAACGCUCCCCCGGUGACCCCGUGGACGAGCCAAUCAGAGAGCUUCAACCUGAGUCUGAUCAUCAGCUGAGUGAACCCAGAUCAAACCUGCAGCAGAAAACAGAUCCACGAGACAAACCAGAGGUGUGUGUGUCGUCUCGAAGCGGUCAGUCGUCUCGAAGGCCCGUGACUCGUAGAGGAGGACCUCAGAGAGUCUGGAGAUGACCUUGUUUUAUUCACUUGUUUAUGUGCUUUUUUAUAUAUUUGAAAUAAACGCUCCCGUCUUAAA